AUGUCUUCCGACGCCUCCAGGCCCGCCAUCACGACGCCGCCUCCAGGCAAGUACGAGUUCCUGGUUGUCGUGCCGGACAAGCCCGGAGCGCAGCCAAAGCGACUCGAAGUGAGACCCAAACAUUUCGAGGGCCUGACAGACCUCGUUGAUAAGGGGAUCUUCAAGGUCGGAGGUGCUACUCUGCACGAUGUGCCAGAAGGUACCGACGCCGCCAAGUGGAGCUUUCAUGGCAGCACCAUUGUCAUGGUAGCCGAGUCCGUCGAGGAGUGUAAAGAGAUUCUGAGAAAGGACAUCUAUAGCACCAGCGGAGUGUGGGAUGUCGACAAUGCACAAAUUUGGCCCAUACCCAUAGAAUCACGCAAAGCGCUGAGGAAAAUCGGAUAA
This is a messenger RNA of Pestalotiopsis fici W106-1, 384 nucleotides long. RefSeq lists its product as uncharacterized. The record is from RefSeq and is a predicted model, not a curated record. The transcript is spliced from 4 exons. The coding region runs from base 1 to 384 and encodes 127 amino acids. Lineage: Eukaryota; Fungi; Ascomycota; Sordariomycetes; Amphisphaeriales; Sporocadaceae.